Messenger RNA from Glycine soja, 3344 nucleotides. RefSeq names its product transcription factor MYB3R-1-like. NCBI's taxonomy places the organism in Eukaryota, Viridiplantae, Streptophyta, Magnoliopsida, Fabales, Fabaceae. Bases 184 to 3156 code for a protein of 990 amino acids. Gene Ontology annotation, cellular component: nucleus. The transcript is spliced from 11 exons. The record is from RefSeq and is a predicted model, not a curated record. Gene Ontology annotation, biological process: regulation of DNA-templated transcription. Gene Ontology annotation, molecular function: DNA-binding transcription factor activity, RNA polymerase II-specific; RNA polymerase II cis-regulatory region sequence-specific DNA binding.
CAACAACAUCGCAUCGCAUAGGAUUUAAAACUUCGCUAGUCCGCCCCUUCACGUUUGAAUAGAUAAAAUCAACCAAACCAAAGCUCUCGAACGUUACCAUCUCUCUCUCUCUCUCUCAAGCAUUUCUACCAUUUCUGAGCGUUGCAACAGUUCACUCUGCAAACCCUCUUCUCGGAUCUGCAAAUGCCUACCGCUUGGAUCUUCGAUCCUUUGCUAAGGAGGACUACUGGCCCUACAAGGCGUUCUACAAAGGGGCAAUGGACAUCAGAGGAGGAUGAUAUCUUACAGAACGCUGUUGAGAGAUUUAAAGGAAAAAAUUGGAAAAAAAUUGCGGAAUGUUUCAAGGAUAGAACUGAUGUGCAAUGCCUACAUAGGUGGCAGAAAGUUUUAAAUCCUGAACUUGUUAAAGGUCCAUGGUCUAAAGAGGAAGAUGAAAUAAUUAUUGAAUUGGUGAAGAAACAUGGGCCUAAAAAGUGGUCAACUAUUGCACAACAUUUACCUGGACGUAUUGGUAAGCAAUGUCGAGAAAGGUGGGUUAAUCAUCUUGAUCCUACUAUUAAAAAGGAAGCAUGGACUCGGGAAGAGGAGUUGGCUUUAAUACAUUAUCAUCAGAUUUUUGGGAACAAAUGGGCCGAAUUGUCAAAGGUCAUUCCUGGAAGGACAGACAAUGCUAUUAAAAAUCACUGGAACAGUUCUGUCAAAAAGAAAUUGGAUUCUUAUUUGGCAUCAGGUCUGCUUACUCAGUUCGAAUCUAUACCUCCUCAUGCUGGAAAUUUGAAUCAACCAAUAAGAUUGCAGUGUAGUGGAGAUGAUAAUGGUUCCAAGUGGACUGAAGGAGAGGAAAUUUCAGAUUACAGCCAAGGUUCAGCUAAUGCUGUUUACUUUCCAUCUGCUACAGGGACUAGCAGUGCUGACUUACAAACUGGAGAGGCAUAUAGGAAAAAUGAAGAAUGUAGUCUUGGAAAGGAUCAUUGUCCGAAUCAAGUAUCUUGUUCAGAGCCAUAUUACGUAUCAAAUGAUGAUGUUUCUAUAUGCAUCCCAGAAAUUGCUCACCAAGAGGCUUGCACUUCUCAAUUUGUUGAGCAACAGUCACAUGAACCUGGAAAUUCCAUUUGUGGGGAUUGUCAAUUCAAUUUUCAAUCCUCACCCAAUGUUUCAUCAAUGGUCUUGGGGCAGGAAUCGUCGGAGUUGCAAAGAGAUUUUAUAGCUCCUAGUGAAAUCUGUGACAUGGUGAAUGUUCCAUUUCCGACUUCAGUGGAGUUAGGUGUUUCAACGUCCAUGGGAACUGCAUCUAUGGAUUCUCUAAAACCAGAGCACAUGUUGAUAUCUGAUGAUGAAUGUUGUAGAGUCCUGUUUUCAGACGCAAUGAAUGAUGGGUGUUUUCCUCCUGUAGAUUAUAAUAAAAGUGAAGAUAUAGCUGAAUUUUCUGGAUACUGUUCAUUUUGUCGAUCUUGUAAUAUCCAGAUAUCCGAAACUGGUGGAACCUCAACUGCAAAGCUAACUUGUCCUCAGUGUUCUAAUAAUUAUAAAGGAAUUUCAUCCUCCCAAUCUGUCCCUCCAGUACUUUCCAUUAGAGAUGAUAGGUUGGGCCCUAGUGCCAACAGCAAUCAAUUAUUUGUGACGGAGGAUCACCACUUUGUCUCCAGAGCAUCUGCUAACUUCACUUAUCUGAACGACAUAUCCUGUUCUCCUUGUGUUGAUGGUAUAGGUAGUGCAGUAAUGGAAAAAACAAAUGUGCAUACAGAAAAGGAGGACUCAGGAUCUCUAUGUUAUGAACCUCCCCGCUUUCCAAGUUUGGAUAUUCCUUUCUUCAGCUGUGAUCUUGUACAAUCUGGGAGUGAUAUGCAGCAAGAGUUUAGUCCCUUGGGUAUCCGCCAGUUUAUGAUGUCAUCUAUGAACUGUCUUACUCCUUUCAGGUUGUGGGACUCGCCCUCUCGUGAUGAUAAUCCAGAUGCAUUGUUAAAAAGUGCUGCUAAAACUUUUACAGGUACACCAUCCAUAUUAAAGAAAAGAUCCCGAGAUUUGUUGUCACCACUCUCAGAUAAAAGAAUGGAUAAGAAACUUGAGACUGACAUAACAUCUUCUAUGUUUACCAGAAACUUUUCCAGUUUGGAUGUCACAUUUGGUGACAAUGAGACUCGAAAAGCAGAUAUGCCUUCAUCUUCAUUGCAAACACAGAACAGCAGGGCAUCUGUUGAUGAUGAUAAUAAAGAAAAUUGUGGACAAACUUAUAAAGGGGAACAAGUAUUGGAGCCAAUUAAAUCUGCAAUUUUGGAUGAAAAGAACUCUCAGAAAGGUACUGUUGAUGGUAAUUCUCAGCAUAAUGUCAAGCAACAACCUCUUGAUUCUAAAAUGAAGAUUAAUGCAGCUGCUGGGAUUGAGCAACAACAAUCUGGAGUUUUGGUUGAACAUGAUGUGAAUGACCUGUCACUGUCUUCUCCUGAUCAAGUUGGUUUAAAUUCAGACAGAGGUCUGGAUUCAAGUGCUAAAACUCCAAAAAGCUUGAACAAGUCCUUGGAAGCAGCUUCAAAUCAGAGUGGCCAUUUGAAAUUAUCUUCCAAAAGUCCAUGCCCAAGGGUUAAUUCUUGUUCUCCUUGUGUUCGUGCUAAGGAGCAUGAAGGACUUUCAGUUGCUGUUACUCGUGUACAAGCUCCAGGAGACAAUUCUGGGGAACAAACCAGAAGAGAUGGUGGUUUUGAAACAAGUAGCAUCUUCGGUGGAACACCUUCUGCAUGGAAAUCCCCUUGGUUCUUCAACACUUUUCUAUCUAGCCCCAGACUUGAUACCGAAAUUCUAAUUGAGGAUUUUGGGUAUUUUAUGAGUCCAGGUGAUAGAAGCUAUGAUGCUCUCGGGUGGUUGAAACAGGUCAGUGAUCAAACUGCUGCCACAUAUGCCAAUGCUCAGGAGAUUCUAGCAAAUGGAACUCCUAAGGCAUUACCGAAAGAUGCAUCUGAAAACGACAAGGAUAGGGACCAUGAAAAUAAUUACCCUGCCAAUCAGCCUGGGAACCAUUCUCAGUUGGCUUCAAAUGCUUUGAUAGAGCGACGAACACUUGACUUUAGUGAAUGUGAAACACCAGGCAGGGGUGAUAACAGCAAAUCCUCAGCUAUGAGCUUCUCAAGCCCUUCUUCGUACUUGAUGAAAGGUUGUAGAUGAUUGUCAAAUAUGGCUAAAACCUGUUGUUAGAGUUUGCUGAGUUAUGAAUAUAUGUACAGUAUACCAUUUUUAUGAAUAGUUUUUUGUAUGAAGCACCUCGGCAAUCAAAGCUGAUUGAAUUAAAAAUGUUCCUUUCAUCCAUUUGAUGCAUCCUUAAUAAGCGAAUUACAAUGAUUCGAGAUGAUUUA